Messenger RNA from Aethalodelphis obliquidens (Pacific white-sided dolphin), 1714 nucleotides. RefSeq names its product myoregulin (gene MRLN). NCBI's taxonomy places the organism in Eukaryota, Metazoa, Chordata, Mammalia, Artiodactyla, Delphinidae. The coding region runs from base 1505 to 1645 and encodes 46 amino acids. The record is from RefSeq and is a predicted model, not a curated record. The transcript has 3 exons.
CCGCGGCAUGUGGGAUCUUCCCGGACCGGGACACGAACCUGUGUCCCCUGCAUCGGCGGGCGGACUCUCAACCACUGCGCCACCAGGGAAGCCCCUGAUGCUGAUUUCUUAACUUUGACAACUAGAAAGACAAUGAAUGUUAAAAUUGUGAAUAUUUUUAAUAAAAAUACUUAAAAUAUAAUAAAAUAAAAAAAAUAAGGCCCGGUACCUGCUCCACUGCCUCUCACCCAUCUAUUCAGCUGGUGUAUUACUCUCUCUUUAUAACAAUGGCCUCCACGGAAAAACACUCACUGUGCGAGGUUUGCAGUGAGAUGUUCUGGCCUCCCUACCGCCAGCAGUUAGUUGAAAAAAAGUUUAAUUUGGAAAAAGAAUAGUUACCAGGCCUGAGCCAGGGUGAAAGGCAGCUGGAUCCUUAAGAAUGGGGCAAUUCGACAAGCAUUGUUCCCUUCAAGUUUGUAUCUUUUUACAUUCCAAUAACUUUUGUGUGAUCCUUGGUUUUCUUUUAACACUUCAGUCAGACACAGAGUCAGUGUUUAAUAUAAUUUACGUCUGAAGACAGGCCGUUCCUGGUCUGAACAAUAUGAUGUCAGUGCUUCGGGGAGGGGAAGCAUAGCCUUGAAUUUUUUGGAAAUAAGGCUUUUCAAAAGGGAAGACCCACUGUAAAUCAGUAGCCAGGUCACAGCUGCACUUCCACUCUUCGGACUUAAAUUCUACAGUUUCCCUCGUAUGUAUGAUGCUGUCCCAAGACCCACUCCGCCUCCUCACAACUGAGCACACACAUACGUACACGUUGCCAGGAACGGUUUUGGAAUCAUUAAGGGAAGGAGGUAAACACACGCUCACAGGUAAACAAGCCUCAACAAAUUGCUCAGGUGCAUUUGAAAAUCCAUUUGUUUAUAUAUUUGAAAAACGGAGGAAGUCAAAGUGAACAAGGCAAAAAUGCAUAGUUUGAGGAGAUAUUCAAAUAGCCAUGGAAAAGAAUUACUCAGCGAAACAAAGGAAAGUAUGACAUUACAGGAGUCGUGAGGUUUUUCAAGAGAGUAAAGAGGUUUUGGUUAGUUGAUUGUUGAACCCUGAGGGCCUUUGACUUAAGAGUCUGUUGAUCGUGGAGGGGCCCAGCCCCUCCUCAUGGGUUAUUUGCGCCUGUGUGGGCCUGAGGGUAUUUUUGUCAUAAUUUAUCCCACCUGUGUCUGUCACUUCCUCCCCACUCUCCUCCCGGGACAGCCUGGCUCAGGUUUCUCGGGAAAGUGCUAAGCCAGUUAUUAAUAACAGCCCAGCGAGCCUCGCAAGCCACCCAGGAGCAGAUGGUGUUUGUCACAAAAGAGAGAGAUCAUCUCCUUUACUUUGGACUUCGCUUAUCAAACCCCUGAACAGAACCAAGGUUGCUAAGAGACCACCUGUGCUGAAUGCACUUUGUUCUAGCAAGAGCAGCUGGAGAGAAAACCCAGGAGCAGCAUUACCAACCACUACCCGGGAUUAAGUCAGGGAGCAGGAGCUCUUGGAUAUGACCUGUAAACACUGGAUGUUAAUUUCUACUACUAACCCCACAAGUCUGGAAGAUGAAAUUGUGGGAAGACUUCUAAAAAUUCUGUUUUUUAUCUUUGUUGACUUCCUGUCUAUUAUAUAUGUUGUUAUAACUUCUUAGAAAGUUGACUUCCCUUACUUUACAUGUGAAUUUCAUAUUGAAUUACAGUGAAUAAAAUUUUGUAAUUUA